This is a messenger RNA of Prunus armeniaca (apricot), 627 nucleotides long. The record is from the annotation of a GenBank genome assembly. Lineage: Eukaryota; Viridiplantae; Streptophyta; Magnoliopsida; Rosales; Rosaceae.
AUGGCAGCAGCAACGACUUCGCAGCUCUCAUGCUUCUCUGCUAUGAAUCGCAACCUCAACCUCCCCAGACGUUCGCUCCUUUGCCCAACCAUUUUUCGUCCCAAGUACUUGUCAACUACUGUUAUGAGUCUUGAAGGCGGUUCCAAGACCAAGACUAGUUUAAGUUACACAAGCGAUGCACCAAAAGCAAAGUCAGAUCCCAUUUUAGAUGAUGAACAAAUUGCUGAACCGAAAAGAGCGGCCAAGAUUCAUGAUUUCUGUUUCGGCAUUCCAUUUGGCGGGAUUGUUCUAAGUGGUGGACUUAUUGGUUUCAUCUUUUCUAGAAAUCCUGCCACUUUGUUCACUGGCGUCCUGUAUGGAGCGGCAUUGCUAGCCCUUAGUACCUUCAGCUUGAAGAUUUGGAGGCAAGGAAAAUCCAGUUUACCCUUCAUUCUAGGGCAAGCAGCUUUGGCGGCAGUCCUCCUGUGGAAGCACGUUCAGACCUACUCAUUGACAAAGAAAGUAUUUCCAACAGGCUUCUAUGCUGUCAUCAGUGCAGCAAUGUUAUGCUUCUAUUCAUAUGUCGUCCUGUCUGGAGGAAACCCACCACCGAAGAAGUUGAAGCCAUCUGCAAGUGUUGCAUCGUGA